Molecule: messenger RNA, 1853 nt
Organism: Exophiala oligosperma
Lineage: Eukaryota; Fungi; Ascomycota; Eurotiomycetes; Chaetothyriales; Herpotrichiellaceae
Exons: 1
Coding region: 105-1649 (514 amino acids)
Biological process (GO): cyclic threonylcarbamoyladenosine biosynthetic process
Cellular component (GO): mitochondrial outer membrane
Molecular function (GO): ubiquitin-like modifier activating enzyme activity; tRNA threonylcarbamoyladenosine dehydratase activity
Source: RefSeq, a predicted model, not a curated record
AUGAGAGGGAGAAGAGUGUACAAGCCUUAAUCUGUUUGUAUUUGGGCAGUGACAAAAAGCCCACCGACUGGACGGCGCAGGCUUUCCCAAGUGCGAGAUUCGCAAUGUCACAGUGGGUACAGCGACAUGGAUCUACGACGGUGCAGCUGAGCGUCGCUGCGGCCCUAGGAGCCAUUGCGGCGACCUCCAUCAUCUUUACGGCGACGUCGAUCCGACGGCGGCGGAUCACUGAAGAACUCAAAGCCUCGAUCCCCGAGCUAUCCCGCGAGCACCACGCGACGCAGCUGACCGAGUACGGCGGCGCCUUGCGGCCGAGCAUCACGAACAAGGAGGACGAGCGGGCGGCCAAGAUUGCCGCGCGGGCACGCAAGGGUGAAUACGACGAGGAGCUCAUUCUGGAACAACUGGCGCGGAACAGGGUAUUCUUGAAGGACGAUGGCCUGGCCAAGCUACGGGACGCGUUCGUCGUGGUCGUCGGGUUAGGAGGCGUGGGUAGCCACUGCGUCGCGGCGCUGGCGAGGAGUGGCGUCUCGCGCAUCCGAAUCGUCGACUUUGACCAGGUCACUCUGAGCAGUCUGAACAGGCACGCGCUGGCGACCUUGGCGGACGUGGGCACCCCCAAAGUCCACUGCGUCAGGAAGAGGUUGGAACAGAUUUGCCCGUGGGCCCGGAUCGACUGCCGGAACGAACUUCUCGGGUCCAACACCACGGAGGGCCUGCUGGCGAAGUGGGACUACGAAGUCGGGGACGACGAGGACUGUCGGGAGCCCGAUUGGGUGGUGGACGCCAUCGACAACAUCGACUCCAAGGUCGGACUGUUGCACCACUGCGCCAUCAAGGGGGUCCGAGUCAUCAGCUCCAUGGGCGCGGGUUGCAAGAGCGACCCGACGAGGGUCCGGGUCGGGGACAUCUCGAUGAGCACCGACGACCCCCUGUCCAAGUCCACGCGGCGGCGACUGAGGGCGAAGGGCGUCAAGGACGGCAUCCCCGUGGUCUUCUCCACGGAGAAGCCUGGGGACGGCAAGGCUGAACUCCUGCCCAUCGCGGAGGAAGAGUACGACAGGGGGGACGUGGACAAGCUCGGCGUCCUGCCCGAGUUCCGCGUCAGGAUCCUGCCCGUCCUCGGGACGAUGCCGGCCGUGUUUGGGUACACGGUCGCCAACCACGUCAUCUGCAGCGUCGCGGGCUACCCCAUGGACUACCGGGUGGGGGACCGAGGCCGCGACAAGAUGUACGACGGCCUGUUGUCCGGCCUGCAGGGCCUGGAGGAGCGCCUCGUCAGGACCACCGACGGGCAGGACGCCGUGGGUCUACGGAUACCCGUCAGCCGCGACGACGUGUCGUACCUCGUCGAGGAAGUCUUUCGGGGCAAGAGCGUCGUCUCGGGCCUCAUCAGCCGUCUCGCGCUGAUCAGGUGGAGGAAACCCGAGGGAGGCUUCCGCAUCGACGAGUCCUACCUGAAGGAGGGCCAAAAGAUGGUCAAGCUGCCCAUUGCCGCUCUCGUCCUAAUGACCAAAGAGGAGGCACAGAGACACGAAAGGGAAGUCCUCCGCGGGGACACGGCCCCGGAAGACCUCUACGAACCGGAAGUGAUAAACACGGUCCGACGAAGACAUCGCGAAGAACUCUCAUACGAGAGAUAUAGAUAACCACAUGUUUUGUUUUUGGACCUUGGAUACGAACAGGGACAUUUUUUAGAUUCCCUAUUUGGCAGCCAUCAAAAAAAAGGAUCGGUCUCCCUGGCAUGAAACGAUACAUAGAAACCACGAGCUACGCAGCCGGUUUUCUGGACCAGACAACCUGAUAUGAUAGAAGGGUACUUUGGGCCCCCCAAUGCCUACCCCCUACUCCCG